AUGUCCUCGAAAAACUACCUGCUGAAAUGGAGGAACCACCCAAACAGUUUCAUGGAAGUCCUGGACUACCUGCACGCGGAGGAGUUGUUCAUCGACGUGACGUUGGCCUGCGAUGGCGACCGAUUCGGGGCGCACAAGGUGGUGCUCUGCGCUUGCAGCCCCUACUUCCAGCGCCUCCUGGCGGAGAACCCCUGCAAGCAUCCGAUCAUUUUGCUGAAGGGCGUCAAGAGUGAAGAGAUGAAGGCGCUUGUCGAGUUCAUGUACAAGGGCGAGCUGUGUGUCGGUCAGCGUGACUUGUAUUCGCUGCUCAAGACGGCCGAGAGCCUCCAGAUCCGGGGGCUGAGCGAGUACUCGUUUUCCGGCGCCGAUGCCGCCGAAACCAUCUAUGAUGACGUGUCGGCGAGCAGUGACGACGUUGGCACUAUCCGUCAGGUCCCGCUGCGUCGCACACUGAAGAAGCCCGUGAGUGAGAGUUUCCUGUCUUCCUCUGGGACGGCGAAGCGGCAGCGGCCGCCAUCACCGACGGAUGGCGCCACUGCCGGCGCCGGUCUGAGCAACGGCUACAACACCGCCGCCAGUCCGUCAUGCUCUUCGUCCACGCCCGGCGUCCAAUCCACAUCCAAGUGUGGCAGCAGCGCGUCACCGACAGCCCACUCGACCGACUCGGGCGACCAACCCGUGCCGGACUCGAUUUCGGGCGGACGUGACGCUCGACCGCCACCGCCGUUGCCGGCGCCACCGGAUGGACGCCGGUUCGAAACUCCGGUCGAUUUUGCGCAGGACAAGCCGCAGAACCUGUCUAUGGAACGGGACCAGAGCCGGGACAUGGACACUGACAACGACAGCCACAAAAGCCCGUCUCCACCGCAGUCGACGGCCGAGACCUCGUCACCAGCCUUCCCGUCAUCCGCGUCCGAGCCGCCGCCACCCAGCACUCAAUUGCCCGGUGGUAUGCCGCCAGUGCCAUCAACGUCAUCGCCGUAUCUGCUGACACCACAAGAGCCGGUCUGGCCCCACGAACCAGUAUGUCCACCAGGAGUUCCCACAUUCCCGCACACGAAUAGUGUGUAUGCAGAACAUCUGCGCCAACACUUUGCUCAGAAUCAGUUUGACGUGAUGUACCGGUUGCUGCGGGACCGAAGCAAAGACAUGGAGGGCUACCAUCAUUGCAUCUUCUGCGGGAAGCAGAUCCGGGACGCCAGCAACUUCAAGAAGCACCUGCGGACGCACACUGGUGAGAAGCCGUAUCCGUGUCGGGUGUGUGGACGCGCGUUUUCGCGCUCGGAGAACCUCAAGAUGCACUUGCGCAACCGCCACCCGGCCGCCGUUCUCAUGCAACAGCAGCAGCAACAACAGGGCGGCGGCGGAGGUGGCGUCGGUUUGACGCUACCGCCUCCACCGCCACCACCACAACUGCCGGGUGUGGGGGACAGGCCGGGCUUGUCUCCGUCGCCCGGUGGACUGCUCGGGCCGCCGUUCACGUCCGCUUCGCCGCCACGGAUGUCGCCGGGCGCCGGGAUGCACCUUUUGAGGUCCACACCACCGCCACCACUCGGGCCGGCUGGGUUCCCUGCCAGGUCGCCGACGAACCUGUCGCCGCCCUCCGCCUGA
This is a messenger RNA of Notodromas monacha, 1611 nucleotides long. The record is from the annotation of a GenBank genome assembly. Lineage: Eukaryota; Metazoa; Arthropoda; Ostracoda; Podocopida; Cyprididae.